Messenger RNA from Carica papaya (papaya), 1069 nucleotides. Lineage: Eukaryota; Viridiplantae; Streptophyta; Magnoliopsida; Brassicales; Caricaceae. The record is from RefSeq and is a predicted model, not a curated record.
UGUUCAGUCUGAAAUCAAUGAUAUGGAUUGGGAAAGUACCUUCUUCUUGCGCCAUCUUCCAGCUUCAAACAUGCAUGAAAUUCCUGAUCUUGAAGAUGACUACAGGAAGGCAAUGAAGGAGUUUGCAGUGGGGCUGCAGAAACUUGCAGAGCAAAUGUUAGACUUGUUGUGUGAGAAUCUUGGGUUAGAGAAAGGGUAUUUGAAGAAAGUAUUUUAUGGGUCAAAGGGUCCUAAUUUUGGGACAAAGGUUAGCAACUAUCCUCCAUGUCCUAAACCAGAUCUUAUCAAGGGACUCAGAGCCCACACAGAUGCAGGUGGCAUCAUCUUGUUGUUCCAAGAUGACAAGGUCAGUGGCCUCCAGCUCCUCAAGGAUGACCAGUGGGUUGAUGUCCCUCCCAUGAAACAUUCCAUUGUCAUCAACCUUGGUGAUCAACUUGAGGUGAUUACUAACGGUAAAUACAAGAGUGUAAUGCACAGAGUUAUAGCACAGACAGAUGGGAACAGAAUGUCACUAGCCUCAUUCUACAAUCCUGGAGAUGAUGCUGUGAUCUACCCAGCACCAUCUCUGGUAGAGAAAGAAGCAGAGAAGAAUCAGAUUUACCCAAAAUUUGUGUUUGAUGAUUACAUGAAACUUUAUGUUGGGUUGAAAUUUCAGGCUAAGGAGCCAAGAUUUGAAGCCAUGAAAGCCAUGGAGUCUACUGUAACUCCUGGUGCCAUUGCAACUGUUUGAAAGAAAGAAGAAAAAACCCUUCUUAGAAACUCAAAAAAAGGAAAGCUGGGUUUUACUCUUUUAUGUGUUGGGUGUGUUUGUGUUGGUGAAAAUUAAUACUACAAAAAUGAUGUGCCUUUUUUUCUUACUGUUCUUUUACCUUUUAGUGUCAAGGAAUUAUGCCCUAAUCAUGGUGUUUGGAAGUUGAUUGGCUUAGCAAGGAACUUACUAGCUUAAAAUAACCCUAUGGGUUUCUGUUGUGCUUUCUGUGUGUAAUGUAUUCUGUCUAGUGGCCUUUGGUGGGUUUCUGUUGUAUAAAGUAAUAAUUUUAAGAUUCUAAUUAUGCUUUUCUUUUAAGUA